AGAUCCACACAAGCAAGCCGGCAAUAAAAGAAUAGCUCUCUUAGAAAACUUCUAAAUUUAUCUCCUUCACAACACCUUCUUCGCUCAAAACCCAAAAAAAACCCACAAUCUCUAUGUUUUUUAUUUGUCUCUUCUCUCUCACACACCCAACUCUUCAAUCCUCAUCCUCUCUCUAUAUAUUAAAUUUUCUCCUUCUCCAAACACCCUAAUAAUCCUUAUUCCAUAGUUUUCAACAAGUACUUCGAAAGCUCAUAGUUUUCACUUUUCACCUAUAGUACUUGUUCAUAUUCUUCAAGUAUACUACUCCUUAUAAUAUUGUUCAACAUGGAAUCCAAUUACCACCAUGAAGAGGAUUCAUCAAAAAGCUCAAGCGAAGAUACCGAUCGAUCAGAACAAAACGAAGAAAAUCAUGAGCAUACCGGGUCUGGCCGGUCCUACGAGUGUGUGUUUUGCAAGCGAGGGUUUACUACAGCACAAGCCUUGGGAGGACACAUGAAUAUUCAUAGGAAAGAUAGAGCCAAGACCAGGCCUUAUACACCUGCUGCGGUUUCAACUCAUCAAUCAGCAGAUGAUCAUCAUCAUCGUCAUCACCAUAAUUAUGCAAAUAUCUCACCCUACCGUUCAAUCCAAGGCUAUCCACCACAUGAUUAUUAUUCUUCUUCAAGUGGUAUUCAUGUGAAUUAUCAAACAUAUAUUCCUGCUUCCACCUGGGGUUUGAGACCCCCACCUGCAGUACUAGUACCUGGCCAUGACUUUUGUCCUCGAAAUUCGCUGCUUCCGGAUCUGUCAAGAGAGGAUUAUUGGAGAGGAAUCCGGACAUCUCGAGGAGAAGAUGAUCACAAUACAGAGAAAAUAAAUGGUGGAUGCAGCAUAGACUUGGAAUUAGAUUUGGAGCUUCGACUUGGCCAUGAUCCAUAGUAAUUAUUAUUGUUAUUGUUAUUGUUAUUAUUAUUAUUAUUUUUUUGAAUGUACUAUAAGAGCUUGCGUGAAGUAAUAUUUGAACUGUUUUUGUACAGUUUAUAAAUAUUCUUUACAUUUUAAUUCCUAGAUGUUAAAAUUUCCUUUGUGGAAAAUUAUAAGGUUCCAGAGAGAGAGAGAGAAGUUAUUAACGAUAUCCCUCUCGUCUGUAUAUUAAUUAGAAUGUGUGGUGUGCGCUUUUGAAGCCGAUUUUCAUGAGCAAUUCUCCUAAAGAUUUGAAGAAAUAGAAGCAGCAGCGAAGAAGGCAAGGCUUUUAUGGAGUAAUUAGUUGAAAAUCGUCCAUGUUUUAUAUAUUUUUAAGGUAGGUACUUUGUCUGCCUCCAUUUGAUCUGAUCCUGUCUGCUUAUUUUGAUAUCUUGUUUUAGGGUUUCUAAAAGAUAUUUCUGAUUUCAUAUGUAUGUCAACUGUAGCUCUUCCAUAUUCUCUUUUCAUUUUCCUUUUUCCUGAGGCUAAAACUAAAUAAA
Ziziphus jujuba (common jujube) is the source of this 1442-nucleotide messenger RNA. RefSeq names its product zinc finger protein 8. The coding region runs from base 325 to 918 and encodes 197 amino acids. NCBI's taxonomy places the organism in Eukaryota, Viridiplantae, Streptophyta, Magnoliopsida, Rosales, Rhamnaceae. The record is from RefSeq and is a predicted model, not a curated record. The transcript has a single exon.